Mauremys mutica (yellowpond turtle) is the source of this 4923-nucleotide messenger RNA. RefSeq names its product putative testis-specific Y-encoded-like protein 3. Gene Ontology annotation, biological process: nucleosome assembly. Bases 1830 to 3488 code for a protein of 552 amino acids. Gene Ontology annotation, cellular component: nucleus; chromatin. The transcript is spliced from 7 exons. Gene Ontology annotation, molecular function: chromatin binding; histone binding. The record is from RefSeq and is a predicted model, not a curated record. NCBI's taxonomy places the organism in Eukaryota, Metazoa, Chordata, Testudines, Geoemydidae.
GGACACCUGGGUUCAAUCCCUGAUUCUUGCCAUCAGUCACUAUUGGCCGUUGUGGAACAAAUCCCUUCUGUGCCUUUCCCCCCCGCGAGCUGGGUGGGGCGAGCGCCGUAGGAACGCAGACCCUGCCUACGCCAGCCUCGGCCUCUCCCAGCCGGGGGCCCUCGUGCGCCUGGGGCAGGGAUCGGGCCGGGAAGCAGCUGGCUCCCCCAGCAUCUGAACCGAAACCUCCAUCUGUGCUUUCGUUUCCUGCUUUCGGGGCCGACCCUGCCCUCGAAAUUUCGAUUCAAAGGUCACAGAUUUCUCUUUCUUCGAAAACAGCCAGCGUGAUAAGAUCUGGGGCAUGGGGUGAUGGGGAGAGAUGCAGCCAUGUCUGGGGUGCAGCAGCCACACAGAGAUGCCUCGCCUGGCACUGAGAUGCAGCCACCUCUGGGGCGGCACAGCUGGGGAACAGCCACACAUACCACUGCAUGGUGAUGGCUCGCCUGUGGGACGGGAUGGUUGGGGAGCAGUUUGGGACAGGAAGUGAAGCCGAUGCCUGUUUCUGACUGCAACUGGCGUGGAAAUUUCGAGCGGGAGAAUGGGCCCCUCUGAGCUGGGAUUCGGGCCGGACGCCGGGGUUCAAUCUCUCAGUUUUAGGCUAGGGGAGAGGGCCCCUUGCAGAGCCCCCCAGCCCUCCGCCGCUGUAGGGCCCCCGCCCCAGCCCUUUCUAAAUAUCUCCCCCCAGAUUCAGGGUCACAGCGCCACAUAGUGGUGGCUCAGAAAUGCAGCAGCUCCCACGCAGCCGCCUCCCCUCCCCAAUUGUAUUUCCUCUUUGCUGGAUUUUAUAGGGUCUGGCUGGAAAAGCUCCCACCCCCCGGGGGGGGGGGCACGGGGGCAGGGGCUCUCGCUCCGCUCUGUGCUGUUCUUUGCGAGGCCGACGGCUAUUUGCAGUACGACUAAUAUUUGCUUUGGCAUGUGCAAUGCAGUGCACCAUUGUUUGUGGUGCACUCUCACGUGCAAGGCACCAUUAUUCACGGGGGGCAUUAUUGGCAAGGCUCUAUUGUUUGCAGUGCAUUACGACGUGCAAUGCACUAUUGCACACAAUGCAUUGUUUGCACUGCACGCUCGUGUGCAACGCACCAUUAUGGGUGGGGCUCUAUUGUGUGCAGAGCAGUGUCUUGUGCACUACACAAUAUUGUUUGCGGUGCACUCUCGUGUGCAAGGCACCGUUCUUCCCGCGGCACUAUGUCGGCACAACGAGCAAUCACGCGCCACGUGCAUUUGCUCCGCCUGGCGGGCGCGCGCCUACCCACAGCCCGGUGCACAGGGCGCAAGCGCCGCAUUUGGCGUUACUGCGCAUGCACCAGGGGACGUUCCUGCCAACGCGCAUGCGUCCCGCGCAGUCUCCCUUUGAGACACUGCCGAGCGCCCCCGCCCCAUCUCUGGCGGACGCAACCGAAUCCACCGAGCCUGGUUCCGCCUCCUGCCCAUUGGCCGCCGCCGAGAAGGCGACCGUCGUAUCAGCGUCCGGGUCCCCCACGUGGGGGGGCGGGACGAAGGCGGAACCUGCCACGAUUGCUGGCGCCGCCGGCCAAUCGCCGCCCGGUUUUCCCCCCCACGUGGGCCGGAAGGCUUUCCCCUCUCGCCGUUGGCGGGGCCGCCCUGCCGCUGGCCAAUCAGCGCGGGAAGGGGAAAGAGGAACAGAGCGGGUAGGGAGAGACGCGCGAGGCGUUCGAGUUUGGCAGUUAGCGGCGGCCGUUGCUCCCCUCGCGCCUCUUCCGUUUGAAAACGAGGGUUGAGCGGGAGGGGGGCUGGCGCGGCCCCGCCCCCGGGCCUGAGCGGACCGAACCAUGAGCGGGGACGGGGGGGUCUCCCGGACCGCACCACCCUCCCCGGCCGCCAAGCGCCGCCGCCCGGGCCCGCUGCUGAAGGAGACCGAGGCCGCCCAGGCGCUGACCCAGCUGACGGCCUGGGGGGGCCUGGAAACCGCCGGGCGGCAGGGGGCGCCCGCGGCCCAGGGGGACCUGGAAACUGCCGCCACCGGGCUGGCGCCCCCUGCUGGGGAGGGGGGCCUGGAAACUGCCACCCCCCUGCGGGGCAGCCUAGACACCGCUGGCAGCGGGCAGGGGAGCCUCGAGGCUGUCGCCAAUGGGAAGGGGAGCGCCAACAACGCCGGCGGCAGGAAGAGGGGCCAAGAAACUUCUGAGGGGGAGACGAGCCCCCAAGGUGUGACUGGGGGGAAGAGGAGACUUGAGACUGCUGCUGAGUCGGGGAGCCUUGAAACCGAUGCUGCUGAGGAGAAGGGCGUCCUGGAAACCACCGCCGCAAAGAUGGGGAGGCUCAACCCUGAUGCCGCUGAGGAGAAGGGGAUCCUGGAAGCCGCCGCCGCCAAGACAGGGAGGAUUGACACCACCGCCGCUGAGGAGAAGGGGGGCCUGGAAACCACAGCUACAAAGAGGGGGAGGCUAGACACCACCGCCGCUGAGGAGAAGGGGGGCCUGGAAACCACAGCUACAAAGAGGGGGAGGCUAGACACCACCGCCGCUGAGGGGAAGGGGGGCCUGGAAACCACAGCUACAAAGAGGGGGAGGCUAGACACCACCGCCGCUGAGGAGAAGGGAGGCCUGGAAGCUGCCGACGGCCGGGAGGGACGGAGGAAGAGGAGGGCGGAGGAGGAGUGCUCCAUCAUCUCAGUGGGGGAGGAGGAGGAGGAGGAGGAGGAGGGGGCCCCGGCGGCCCGGCCGGCCCCGGACACGGAGCAGUACCUGGAGGCGCUGGAGGCGGUGCAGCUGGAGCUGGAGGCGGUGAACGAGCAGGCCGGCUGCGCCUUCCGCAUCCUCAAGGCCAAGUUCGGCCACAUGCGCCGGCCCCACCUCGAGCGCCGCAACCGCAUCAUCCAGAACAUCCCCGGUUUCUGGGUCACCGCCUUCCUCAAUCACCCCCAGUUGUCGGCCAUGAUCAGCGACCGUGACGAGGACGCCCUGAGCUACAUGACCAACCUGCAGGUGGAGGAGUUCACUCACGCCAAGUCGGGCUGUAAGAUCAAGUUCUACUUCAGCGGGAACCCCUACUUCCAGAACGAGGUGAUCGUCAAGGAGUUCCAGCCGGCCUCCUCAGGCAGGCUGGUGUCGCACUCCACCCCCAUCCGCUGGUGGCGGGGCCAGGACCCCCGUGCCCACGGCUGCAAGAGCCCCGAGAUGGGGCGCAGCUUCUUCAGCUGGUUCGGGGACCACAGCUUCCCUGCCGGCGACCGGAUCGCUGAGAUCAUCAAGGAGGACCUCUGGCCCAACCCCCUGCAGUACUACCUGAUGGGCGAGAACGGGGGCGCUGGGGACGACAGCGGGACGGAGCACGGGGACGACUGCGUGGUGAUCGUGGACGACGAGGGGGAGGAGGACGAGGUGCAGGAAAUCAUGGACGAGGAAGAGGAUGGCGAGGAAGGCAGCGCGGCGGAGGAGCUGAUGGCGGAGUCGGCCGGCCUGGGCUCGGAGCCGGAGGAAGACGGCUGAUUCCCCCCCACCCCCGCCCCACCAGCACCCGAAGAUGGGCCAGGAUCCACCCCCCGGCGCCCCCUGCUGGGGCUGGACUCUAUGACUGAGCUUUGGGCUUGGGGCAAUUAAUCGCAUCCCUUAAGUUAUUGAGGGCGGCUGCAGUUCCCAGCCUGGCCACUGGGGGGCAGCGCUCCCCUGCCGUGCCAUGAGUGGGGCAGUCGUCUGGGGGGGCCCUGGGCCUGCUGGGGUCGGGUAUCAGCCCAGGGUGCUGGGGGCAUGGUGGGUAAAUACCCCCCCCAGUGGCCAGGGGGGGCUGCCUGGCCGCAGGAGAGGGGCAUUGUGGGUAAAUACCCCCCCAGUGGCCGGGUGGGGGGCCCUGCCUGGCCAUGGGAGAGGGGCAUUGUGGGUAAAUGCCCCCCCAGUGGCCGGGUGGGGGGCCCUGCCUGGCCAUGGGAGAGGGGCAUUGUGGGUAAAUACCCCCCCAGUGGCUAGGGGGGGCCCUGCCUGGCCAUGGGAGAGGGGCAUUGUGGGUAAAUACCCCCCCAGUGGCUAGGGGGGGCCCUGCCUGGCCAUGGGAGAGGGGCAUUGUGGGUAAAUACCCCCCCAGUGGCUAGGGGGGGCCCUGCCUGGCCAUGGGAGAGGGGCAUGGUGGGUAAAUACCCCCCCAGUGGCUAGGGGGGGCCCUGCCUGGCCAUGGGAGAGGGGCAUGGUGGGUAAAUGCCCCCCCAGUGGCCAGGGGGGGCCCUGCCUGGCCAUGGGAGAGGGGCAUUGUGGGUAAAUGCCCCCCCAGUGGCCAGGGGGGGCCCUGCCUGGCCAUGGGAGAGGGGCAUUGUGGGUAAAUGCCCCCCCAGUGGCCAGGGGGGGCCCUGCCUGGCCAUGGGAGAGGGGCAUUGUGGGUAAAUACCCCCCCAGUGGCUAGGGGGGGCCCUGCCUGGCCAUGGGAGAGGGGCAUUGUGGGUAAAUACCCCCCCAGUGGCUGGGGGGGGCCCUGCGCCUCCAGUGGCCUGUUCCGUGCAGCUCAGGGUCUCUUGUUCCAUUAAUUAAUUGUGGUCAGUGGUUGGCCGUUAACACCCCCCUGCCUGGGGCCCCCCAGGACCUGCUGCCAGCCGCAGUCCGUCCCCCCCCCAGGCUGCUUCCCGCACCCCCACUGCACCCCCCCAGCUCAAUCCCAUCAGCCCCUGGGGUGGGGCACAACUCCGCCCAUCCGUGGGGGGAGUUUCUAACCCCCCCAUGGCAGCCAUGUGAUCUGCCUAUCGGCGGGGGGCAGCGGGGGGCAGGGCGGGGGCUCCUCCGAUGUCUUGUAGCUGUGGGGGGAGGCGCUGGGCUGGUCGGCUGCCGGCGCCCCCCAUGGCCACCCUAUGCAAUGCUACUGCGGGGGGGCACCCGGUCCGGGGGGGGGGGGUUUGGACAUGGCCCCCUGAAAACAAAGCACUUAAUAUACAGAGAGAUUUCA